Messenger RNA from Pectinophora gossypiella (pink bollworm), 2103 nucleotides. Its product is annotated as serine/threonine-protein kinase RIO3. Lineage: Eukaryota; Metazoa; Arthropoda; Insecta; Lepidoptera; Gelechiidae. The coding region runs from base 138 to 1934 and encodes 598 amino acids. The transcript has 2 exons. Gene Ontology annotation, cellular component: cytosol; preribosome, small subunit precursor. Gene Ontology annotation, molecular function: protein serine/threonine kinase activity; ATP binding. The record is from RefSeq and is a predicted model, not a curated record. Gene Ontology annotation, biological process: maturation of SSU-rRNA; protein phosphorylation.
ACAUUUGACAAUUGAAAAGAAAAUCUCAAUCGUGUGUGUGUGAGCGAAUUUAUUGUGAAAUAAUAAUUUUAUUAAAACUACGCUUAAUUAUCUAAUUAUUAGUGAAACUUCUGUGAUAUAGUUAUAAAUUAUUGAAAAUGUCGAAUCCGUGGAAAAAAGUUACUGAGCCGACUCUACAGUCGCAAAACCUUUCUGAUAUUAUGUCAGAGCAGUAUGCAAGGGGUCUUCAGGUGAAAGAAGAAUUGAAGUUUGCUGAGCAUAUAUCCGACCAACAUGUAAGCACGUCUGAUGAUAUUGAUCCAGAACUGCUGAAGCAGAUCGAAGAGGCCAACUUAAAAGAAUUCUGUGACUCAGACGCAAUUAUUGCAAAAGUGUUGCAAUGUCAAUUCGAUAAGGAAUACGACGAAGAAAUCAAAAGAGUGGAGAAGAAACGCAAUGGGGACGCGAAGGUAUCCGUAUCUUAUGAUAAUUACCGCACUGUACCAGAAAAUCUGAUCUAUGAUACAGAUUCUGAAGAUGAAGAUGUUGAAGUGGCUGAGAAUAAAGAUUGGGACCGCUUUGAGACCAAUGAGAAAGAGUUCGCGAGUCUUCCUAAACGAGGAUAUGCUAUGAGAGAUGGAGAGAUGGUCACUAAACAUGACAGUGUAAUUUCUGGUAGGAGGAAUGCCUGCAGAGUUAUGGCAUUCCCCCCCGAGGUGUGUACUGGCGACGGCGCGGGAUUCGACAUGAAACUGCCAAACUCUGUGUUCAAUCAUUUAAAAGAGCAAACUAGACACCAUCAGUCCCGUAAACAUAAAAUGUUGGAUCGUAAAGAGAUGCAGGCCACUGCUGAGAUGGGUCUGGAUGAACCAACCAGACUUAUUUUGUUCAAACUGAUUAACAAUGGAAUGUUGGAAAAUAUUAAUGGUAUAAUAUCUACAGGGAAGGAAUCUGUAGUUUUGCAUGCUCAUGGUGAUACUUCAUAUGAAGAUCUUACUGUACCAAAAGAAUGUGCAAUCAAAGUUUUUAAAACUACCCUGAAUGAGUUCAAAACACGCGAUAAGUAUAUUGAAGCGGAUUAUAGGUUCAAAGACCGUUUCUCUAAACAGAACCCACGUAAGAUUGUGCACAUGUGGGCUGAGAAGGAGAUGCACAAUAUGAUGAGGUUGCAGAAAAUUGGGGUGAACUGUCCUGAGAUGGUGUGCUUGAAGAAGCAUAUUCUGGUGAUGUCCUUCAUUGGGAGAGACAACAAGCCUGCACCAAAACUCAGGGAUGUUAUCCUGAAGCCUGAGAAAUGGCAGAGCGUAUAUAAUGAAGUUGUGGAGAACAUGCAUAAGAUGUACAAUGUAGGGCAUAUAAUACAUGCUGAUCUAUCAGAGUAUAAUAUCUUGUGGUGGGAGAACAAAUGCUGGUUCAUUGACGUAUCACAAUCUGUGCAACCUGAUCAUCCCAGUGGACUGGAGUUCUUGCUGAGAGAUUGCCGUAACAUUUGCAAUUUCUUUGACAAGAAAGGAGUACAAGACAUGAAGUCAGCUGACGAACUGUUCAAAUCAAUAACAGGUUUUGAAGAAGUUGAUGUCAACCUGCUUGAAGGCGUCCACACAACAUUCAACUCACUGUCUUGCCGCUUUGAGAUCUCUUUGGAUGAUAACAGGAACACAAGCUACCCAUUUGAGUACUGCUGGGUGAAGAGUAAUGAAGCAAAGAAGAGUGAUAAGAGUGGAAAUGAAGAGUCUGAAGAUGACGAUGAUGAGUUUGAAGAAAUGUGGACACACUCCAUCAAAAACAAAGUUGACACUGCAGCAGAUUUUGGCAAUGUAGUUCCUAUUGCUACGGGGUCAAAAGAAACUGCAAACAUCGUUGACAAUAAUGUCAAUUUUGGUAACGAAUUAAAUGUUACUAUACCAAAGCCACAACAAGAUAUACAUAAAAGGGGCAUUGAUAAAAAGUCUUAAGGUAUCAACAUACAUAUUUUUGACUAUAUUUAUGAUGUUUUAUAAUGCAAUAAUGGUAAUCAGUAAAACAAAAUACUAGUGCUAUAUGUGUUGUUCAUAGAAAAUACAAAAAAAAAAUAUACUUGGUAUCAAAUGUUUAUCUGUUCAUGAAAUAAAAGUGGCAUAUGUA